This is a messenger RNA of Nezara viridula (southern green stink bug), 214 nucleotides long. The record is from the annotation of a GenBank genome assembly. NCBI's taxonomy places the organism in Eukaryota, Metazoa, Arthropoda, Insecta, Hemiptera, Pentatomidae.
AUGGCCACGUGGGAAUCGAUUGCAGGAGUGGCGGUGAACGGCGAACAGCACUUACUGGUGAUAAACGACGUUCUGGAACCAGCAGUCGAACUACACGCGGCUUACGAAGCUAUGAAGGAGGAAGAAAAAAGAAGGGAAGAUGAGAAAAUUCAAGCAUAAGCAGUGAAGCAAGCGUUACCCAUCGCACAAAAAAUAAAAACAAUUAAAAAAAACA